CGCCGCCCACCAUCUUCCCCCAUCGUCUGCCUGCUUUGCCACCGCCCCCACCUUCUCCCCCAGAUGCAACAUCUUUCCCACCGACGCAGCACAUCUGGAACGAAUGAGCGCAGCACCUCCUCUCCCGGAUUCCGUCGCAUCCCGUGGUCGCCGCCCUCGUCUCCCUCGGCGCCGCGCUUCCCCACCGACGACCUCGAUGCCGAUCUCCCCCACCGGCGCCGCCCCCACAAACGUUCUCUCUCUCUCUCUCUUCCCUUGGCCGGCGCAAGCUUGUGGAGGUAGAUCCGCGACGCGGCACCUCCGCCCCGUCGGUGGCGGCGGCUGCUCGUCAACGGCCGUGGUCGAGAAGCACGGCUUCGCCUGGCCGCGACGGAUCUGCGCAAGGGCCGCGCUGGGCGAGGAGCCCCCAUGCUCGGCCGCCACUUGGUUCGCUCCUCUUCUUUCGGCCGCCGGGAGAGGACCUCGUGACAGCGAUGCUACCAGAUCCGCGACGGAGGUGCUCGAGGUCGCGCGCAGUGACAGGAGGCCAAAAUGUUUUGUUGUGGAGACCACGGAUGGGACUAUCGUAGUUUCUUCCGCGUUUCGCGAGCAUCAGGAAGGGAUCACAAGUUCUUGUUGAAAGCGGUAGAAGAGGGAGUUUACUAUGGCCAUGGAGGCCUGUUUGGCUCCGACGCCAUGGAUGCCGCUGCGCUCUCUCAUCGUCCUCCUCCCUGACCCUUGGCACAUCGGGCCGCUGUGCUUCUUCUAGUUUCACAUGUGGACUUUUCAAAGGAUUUUGGAUGCUGAUAAUAUCAACUUAGUACCUUCAAUGUGAUAUACAGAUUCUUCCCUUGUUUUAACUGAUUGCUAGAAACUGUACAUCCCUGGUUGACAGUCAUGAACUUUUAUUGUUGGUAAUCUAAAAUAUUCUGCAUAUUUAGUGUCCAAAUACAGUCCAAAGAUAAAUGUUAGCUGUAAAUAUUCUGCAUAUAUAGUGUUCAAUUUGAUCUAUAAGAUCUGAGUUUAUUGUACUAUUAAUGGUGAUAAGAUUGCUGCUAGUAUAUUAUGUACAUUUCUUGUUUGGGUAUGGGCUAGAAAAUAAUGUCAGUUCUGCUCCAGCAAAACUUACCAGUUUCUGCCUUUCCCUACUUUAAACCAUCUGAAAAGGCUAGCAUGAUUAUUGAAGCCCGUGACCUUUUGCCCAUCCAUCCUUGAGAUUUUAUUUCUAGGUUUUACUUGAUCAGAACUUUGUGAUGAAUUAUCAGCAAUGUCCCUUUACCGAAGCCCUGUCAUUGUAGUAGGGUUGCCUGCGGGGCAGUUGGCACAUGCAUGAUGCUGCAUUGCUGCCAAUCAUGUUUGCUUAGAUGUUUGGCUUGCUACUUUUGUAUUGUUUUGGAAUGUAUUAUUUUGUAUUGUCUGCAUCCAAGUCUCAGUCAUCCUGCACCGCAAGGAGCUGGACCAAGGGAGCAAGCAGUGCUACUGGUUCCUUGAGACAUGUGCAACACAUUUAACUUGUAGUACUCCAGUAAUCCAGUAAUUUUGCUUAGAGUAUUUAACAAGGUUGAACUCUACAUGUGUGAAGUAAUUUUGCUUGGUGUAUUUAACAAGAUUCAACAAGAUUUCACUUACUUUUCCAGUUAAUUAAAUGGACGUCUUGGAUUAGUUAGAAAAUCAUGAAUUAUUUGCAGAAAUCCAUAGAAGUAUUGUACUCUAGUGUGCAUUACUUACACAAACUUGCUUGCAAGCUUAUUUUCU
This is a messenger RNA of Triticum dicoccoides, 1734 nucleotides long. RefSeq lists its product as uncharacterized. The transcript is spliced from 3 exons. The record is from RefSeq and is a predicted model, not a curated record. NCBI's taxonomy places the organism in Eukaryota, Viridiplantae, Streptophyta, Magnoliopsida, Poales, Poaceae. The coding region runs from base 104 to 619 and encodes 171 amino acids.